Messenger RNA from Sorghum bicolor (sorghum), 924 nucleotides. Its product is annotated as jacalin-related lectin 9. The transcript is spliced from 4 exons. The record is from RefSeq and is a predicted model, not a curated record. NCBI's taxonomy places the organism in Eukaryota, Viridiplantae, Streptophyta, Magnoliopsida, Poales, Poaceae. Gene Ontology annotation, molecular function: carbohydrate binding.
AUGGCCACCAGCACUCCUUGCAUCCUCCAAUUCUCCCCUUCCUAUGCAGCCACACAGGGCAAUGAGUUCAACUUCCAUGGCCUGUACCUGCACCACACGUACAAGGGACCUAACGCCAACCAGGUGGAAAUCAUAGCAAGACAACAGUUUGGCACAUUGACUGUUAACAACUGGGUUAUUCGUGAUGGGCUCUCAGGUUCCGCCAAAGUCAUUGCGCGUGCCCAGGGCCUGCAUGUCAAUGCCAGUGACUGGCAUAGCUCCUUCAGCCUAGUGUUCGAGGAUGAAGGGUUUAAGGGAUCCACACUUCAGGUGAUGGGAGUACCAGUUGAGGGAGGGGAAUGGGCUAUCGUUGGUGGAACUGGACGCUUUGCUAUGGCAACCGGUGUCAUCAAGAAAAGGGUGCACGAAAGAACUGGGGAGGGGAACAUUAUAGAGCUUACGAUCCAGGGAUUCUGCCCACUGCUCAAGUGAUCCAGGAGCAUUGUUGUUGCCACAAAGAUUGGCGCAUGGGGUGGAAACGGAGGGUCUGCUCAAGACAUCACAGAGCCACCAAAGCGCCUGGAGAGCAUCACCAUUAGCAGUGGUUCGGUUGUUGAUUCCAUUGCGUUUUCUUAUGUUGAUCAAGCUGGUCAGAAGCACACUGCAGGUCCAUGGGGCGGUCCAGGUGGAAAUCCGAAGACGAUCGAGCUCUCGGACUCUGAGUUCGUGAAAGAAGUUUCUGGAACUUUCGGCAUGUAUGCCAAAGUAGUCAAUGUCAUAAACUCAAUUAAGCUAGUCACCAACGUGAAGACGUACGGUCCUUUCGGUCAGGAGAACGGGUCAUCAUUCAGUGUCCCCGUGCAGGGCAACAGUGGUGUCGCCGGCUUCUUCGGGCGUAGCGGCAAGUUCCUGGAUGCUAUUGGUGUCUAUGUGCAUCCGCUCUGA